UAUUGAUUCUGAUUUUGACAUAUAUCAUCAUGUAAUAUAAAAUGACAUAAAUUACAUAUGCCAAUACUCUUAUUAUUAACAUGGUUCAUUGAUUAAUAUAACACUCUUCUUUCUCUAAAAAAAAAGUUGCUAGAAACCUUUAAAAAAAAUUACUUUCUUAUGUUUCUCCAUAUUUACUUGUUACCAAUCAAACUCAUUUCUAUCUUUUUCUCCAAAUAAAAAAAAAAAAGUUUAAGGUAAAAGUUAAAUGGUCUUUUUCUUCUUCCCUCUCUAAACCAACGCCAACCGCUAUUAUUCUAACCGCCGCCGGCCAUUUCCAUUUCCAUGACGGUGGCGCCACCAACCUCAUGAUUUUCAAUUACACUUUGUUGUUUUUCUGAUUUAAGCCAAAACCCUACAAAAUUCCUCUAACAAAGAUAUCUGGAACCGAGAAGAAGAAGCGCUUCUGGGUUUCUCCGCUGUUGACGCCUCAAUUUUUCUCCUUCUUGAAUUAUUCUUUGGUUGAGUAGAGUCAUCCUCAGAAUUUGAGUACAGAAAUGUCGAAAUCACAGAUUUCAAAUACAAUUUCUCAAAACUUGCAGCAUGAAGGAGGCAAGAAUGUUCAGAUUGUGAGAUCCCAAAAUGUGCUAACCACAAAUUUGACUAAAGGGGUUAAUAAUAUUCAUCAUACCUUGGAUGAAUUCAAACAUGGGUUUCCAUCUCAGGGCUUAUCAACUGUGUCUUAUAAAUGGUGGGGAGGAACUAGCUUUCCUGAUGGACAUGAAGCCAUCUCUAACUCCAAAGAUGGAGCUGGAUCUCAAGAACUCGCCAAAGUUCAAUCCACUGGUGCAGUAUCAACAAGGGAAGAGAAAGGUGGAAAUGAAGAGGAGAAGGACAAUGGUUGUGAAGGGACAGGUUUACUAAUGGAUGUGAGAAAAAAGGUUGUGGAAGAAGGCAGAGAAGCACUCAAGCUCGGUGUCAUUAGGCGCUACGGUGCACACAAGUUGGGAAAGAAAGAAAAAGCUUUGCUUCUUCGAAUAUUUAAAUCAUCCACUUUGCAAGAAUUGAUGAAUGGAACCUCUUGAAUUUCAAUGAAUUUACAGUAAUCCUGGAUGAUGCUGCUGUUGAAUCUUGUUUGGUGGCUUUAUCAGUAUCUGAUUAGAAAUGGAGCUGUAGUGUAGGUAAUUAAGUAUAUUAUUAUUAACUGAGUUUUAACUUUCAUAUGCUGAAAUUUCAAUUAUUUGUGAUGAUAGAUGUCUUGUAGGUUAGUAAAGAGUUCUUGAUUUGGCUUUGUUAUUUACCACCAUGAAAUCAGAUUCCCUUCUUAGAGUUUUAGAAAGAGUGUAACUAGAUGGCUCUGUUUCAUUUCCAUUUAAGCAAAAAGAAAGUGUUUAGUGGCCUCUUUUGGCUUGUCCUGAGUUAAUAAUAAUAUAACAAUUAACAAGAGCCAUUUUUGAGUAGGCUUUCAACUUUCAUAUAUUUAUUUCAUGGAGAGCUCAGUUAAGUUAAGCUUAGACUCUAUGAAUGAAAGGUGAAAAAAAGAAGAUGGAUUUUAAGAAAUUAAAUUUACAAGCUAAGCUUUUGCUGGUGUGGAAGAAAAAUGGAUUAAUGCCAGUGAACAAUAUCGAAGAAUCCUCACAGCUUUUGCUGUUAAAAUUUAGUUAGUUUAUAUUGUCCUCUAAUAAAUAAAUGGUAUAUUGGUGUUGUGUGGUGUAGAACAAGUGUAACCAAAAACAGAAAAGGAAACAAAAAGGGUAUCUCAAAGAAUCCUAUUGAUAUCUCUUUCCUUAUCUUUUACAUCUUUAACUCAUAAGCUCAAGAGAUGAUAUUGUCAUCUCCUGAGGACACGUGGAUAAAUUGUAUUGGCUACAGCUAAACCUCUAGAGUUUGGGAAAUCAACAAAGACAAUCUUUGUUAUUAAAAAAAUGAAAAGAUAAUCAAACAAUUCAUUAAUACGAAUGAGAGUAGAGAUAAAGAUAUUCAAAGGAUAAAAUAAAUAAACUAUAUAUACACUAUAACUAAAGACACUGAUAGUAUUACAAACUCAUAUCAUUCCAAGGAGAACAAAGUCUCUUCUCCAUUGAAAAUUCUCUUUCAUAAUGGCUUCUUCAACAAUGGCUCUCUCCUCUCCAUCUUUUGCAGGCCAAGCUGUGAGGCUUGCUCCUUCCCCAUCUAAACUCAUGGGCGAGAGCCGAACCACCAUGAGAAAGGCCGCAGCUAAACCCAAGAAAGUUUCAUCUUCAAGCCCAUGGUACGGCCCAGACCGCGCCAAGUACUUGGGCCCAUUCUCAGGUGAAGCUCCAUCUUACCUCACCGGAGAAUUCCCUGGCGAUUAUGGUUGGGAUACAGCUGGGCUUUCAGCUGAUCCCGAAACCUUCGCCAAGAACCGUGAGCUGGAGGUCAUCCACUCACGGUGGGCCAUGCUCGGGGCCUUGGGCUGUGUCUUCCCCGAACUCUUGGCCCGCAAUGGGGUCAAGUUCGGUGAGGCAGUAUGGUUCAAGGCCGGGUCUCAAAUAUUCAGCGACGGUGGGCUGGACUAUUUGGGAAACCCUAACUUGGUCCAUGCUCAAAGCAUUUUAGCAAUUUGGGCCACACAAGUGAUCUUAAUGGGAGCAGUUGAAGGGUACAGAAUUGGAGGUGGGCCACUUGGUGAGGUGACAGACCCAUUGUACCCAGGUGGGAGCUUUGACCCAUUGGGCCUUGCUGAGGACCCAGAGGCUUUUGCUGAGCUGAAAGUGAAGGAACUCAAGAAUGGGAGAUUGGCUAUGUUCUCAAUGUUUGGUUUCUUUGUUCAAGCCAUUGUAACUGGAAAAGGUCCUAUAGAGAACUUGGCUGAUCACUUGGCUGACCCUGUUAACAACAAUGCUUGGGCAUUUGCCACAAACUUUACCCCUGGAAAAUGAAAACUGACACUUAAUUUCUUCUCUUUUCUUUCCUACAUUUGGUAACUGAUGUUGUACUAAACUAUAACAUAUUUUGUGACAUUGAUGGAAAUGAGAACAUGCUUUAUUUUUAGCCAA
This is a messenger RNA of Cannabis sativa, 2999 nucleotides long. Its product is annotated as chlorophyll a-b binding protein of LHCII type 1. The transcript is spliced from 4 exons. Lineage: Eukaryota; Viridiplantae; Streptophyta; Magnoliopsida; Rosales; Cannabaceae. Gene Ontology annotation, cellular component: plastoglobule; chloroplast envelope; chloroplast thylakoid membrane. Gene Ontology annotation, biological process: photosynthesis, light harvesting in photosystem I; response to light stimulus. The record is from RefSeq and is a predicted model, not a curated record. The coding region runs from base 2079 to 2882 and encodes 267 amino acids.